AUGCCGCGCCGGCGCAGGUCCAGUAUUCAAUCGCACUCGGCCGCGAGUUACAGCUUUUCCGAGGACGAGACCCAGCCGGCGUUCCGCAAGGCACGGCCAUUGAUCUCGCUUAACGGCUCGCCACUCCCGCAAACCGUGCUUCUGGAGACGGACGAGAACGGGGCGACGAUUCGCAACGGUCACCCUGCCACAUAUCAACCGCCCUCGCCCACCGCCAAUCAUACCAUGAGUUUGAAGCGACGACAAUGUACGAGGUGUAACUGUCAGACGGAGCUGAUUCUAGACGAUGAUCGGCCGUUCAUGGAUCGGUUUGCUGAUGACACGUCUAUGUUGGGCUUCAGAUACCUUCAUUCCAGGUACAAGACGUGGUUUAGGUAAGGUUUUAUGAGAAAAUCUCGAUUCUGUGUUGUAUUACUGAUACAUUCAUAUUACAUUACUAUAGAAAAACUUGUAUCAGAGCUCAAAACUUUAGGUUUUACAGCUACUGCCAGCUCGUAAAAUUAUUUUGUUUUAGGAUAUUAUGGGCCGUACUGUUGAUAUUUUUCUUUGCUUUAACAAUAUACCAAGUGGCGGAACGCUGCUCCUAUUACUUCAUCAGUAAUCCCCUCAUAACAACACGCUUAUAUAACACUCCGAGCGAAGUCGAAUUCCCGAAAAUUGUCGUAUGUAACAAAAUGCAAAUAAAGUAAGUAAACAAAGCUCUAUGUUGGCAAUACCAGUACAUAAAAGAUGUCCGGAAACUGAAAAUGUACAAAAAUCAGAAUAUUUACGUUAUACUAGAUGUCGAUACCCAAAAUAUAGUUAAAUAAGUUUACAAAAUAGCCUAUGAAUACUCUCGACACAGAGAUAUCAGUAAUCCCCUCAUUAAUACCGUUUCAGAGCCUCAAAAGUAGUAGAAGUAAACCCCCGCCUCCUGAGCGCCUUAUCAGAAAGCUUCGACGAUGAACAACACUAUACCACCAACGACACCAUCAGACACAUGCUAACAGACUUCAACGCCAUUAAUUCCUUUGAGUUCUUUGUCAACACAAAACAGAAUGUUGAAGAUUUGUUUGUUGGUUGUCAAUUCGGAAAAGGCAAGAACUGCAUCGACAAUGUGAAGCCGAUUCUGACGCCCAACGGUCUCUGCUUCUUGGUCGAUAUGAGUACGACAGUCCGAAGACCAGGACCUGAAAGUACCUUACAAUUGUUGUUGAACUUGGAGAUAUACGAAAGUGUGCCGGGUUGGGUAACCGAGCCCGGGGUGGUUUUGUCGAUGUUUGACUCCAGUGUGCCAUUUGUGAAUCAUUUCCAAGAAGGAAUGCAUCUGGAGCCGGGGAAGGCUGUGACGAUUCCAAUCAACGAUAUCAGAAGGGUCGGUUAA
Messenger RNA from Bursaphelenchus okinawaensis, 1363 nucleotides. The record is from the annotation of a GenBank genome assembly. Lineage: Eukaryota; Metazoa; Nematoda; Chromadorea; Rhabditida; Aphelenchoididae.